This is a messenger RNA of Aspergillus niger, 570 nucleotides long. RefSeq lists its product as hypothetical. NCBI's taxonomy places the organism in Eukaryota, Fungi, Ascomycota, Eurotiomycetes, Eurotiales, Aspergillaceae. The coding region runs from base 1 to 570 and encodes 189 amino acids. The transcript is spliced from 3 exons. The record is from RefSeq and is a predicted model, not a curated record.
AUGUGGUACGUAGUCGGAGAAGGCUGGUUGAGAAGUAAGAGCUCCAAUCUUUGGAACUAUGGCCCGGAGUAUGCAUCCCCAGUCGCGACUCAAUCCCCUCCCCCCCCCAAAAACCCACCCUCACUGUUGGACGGAAAGGCGAUUUCAUCUCCAGAGGAAGCUCCUCGGCGCUCUCCUUCCUUGCCGUCUAUUCCUUGCUGCCACGCCCACGUCAACGUUAGCGAGCCAGAGGCUCUUGUCCUCUAUCCUUAUGGCCUCGAGCGUCUCAUUCUAGCUCCGGCAUACAUUGGCUGUUUGUCGACGCCAUUUCUGUACGACAGCGUUUCCCGCCAGCUGAUUUCAGCCCGGCUGGUUGUGGGUGAAGGCGCUUGUGUUGUUGAACGCUCGUUCAUUCUGGUCUCUCCUAACGUCCCAGGUCGCAGUCUUUGGGGCAAUCGGCAAAACCCAACGAGGAGCCCAGUCCGCUCGGAUCCAGAUCUAGACACGAAACAGAGUAAAAGAGGAAAACUUAAGAACAAUAAGAAGGCGCGCUGGCAGUUCUUGGAAGGUGAAUUCUCACACGGUUACUAG